Molecule: messenger RNA, 240 nt
Organism: Oikopleura dioica
Lineage: Eukaryota; Metazoa; Chordata; Appendicularia; Copelata; Oikopleuridae
Source: the annotation of a GenBank genome assembly
AUGGCAGAGGACGGCUUUACUGUCGUCAGAGUCAAGAGGAAGAAAGAGGAUGACCCGGAUAAGGGACUCAGAGUCGAUUUGAAAAGACGCAAAAUCGAUGUGAAAUUCUCAUAUGCUGGAACUGUGGCUUCCAAAGAUGCGGAAGAUGCGAUUGCUUUAGUAACUCCUUCACGAAAGCGCAAGAAUCCAACAUCCUUGGACGAAGUGUCCGCGGUGAAGGAAAAAGUGUACGUAUUCUAG